CUGCCUCAAAGGCACUAACAUUUUCACAAAUCAAACAGACAUAAAAGUAUGAAUAAUAAUAUGAACCCAUCUCUCUUCCAAAAUUACACUUGGAACAACAUCAUCAACAACAACAAGAGUGAUGAUCAUCAUCAUAACGAUCCAAUCGGUAUGGCCAUGGACCAACACACCCACCUCCACUUCUUCAACCCUUUCACUUCAUCAUCUUCUCAUUCUCAUUUCCCUCCUCUCUCUUCUUCCCUCGCAACCACCACCACUCUUUUCUCAGGAGAUCAAGAAGAGGAUGAAGACGAAGAAGAGCCUGUGGAGGAACUAAGUGCUAUGAAAGAGAUGAUGUACAAGAUCGCAGCCAUGCAGCCCGUCGACAUCGAUCCAGCAACCGUCAAGAAACCCAAACGCCGUAACGUUAGAAUCUCUGACGACCCUCAGAGCGUGGCGGCGAGACACCGCCGGGAGAGAAUCAGUGAGAGGAUUAGAAUCCUCCAGAGACUUGUGCCAGGUGGCACCAAGAUGGAUACAGCUUCAAUGCUCGACGAAGCAAUACGCUACGUUAAGUUCUUGAAACGGCAGAUCCGGCUUCUCAAUAAUCCUCCGCCGCCGCAAGAUCAAGCUUCUCAGGCGUUGAAGACGUCAUGGAUUUCGCCGCCGCCACCGUCAGAUUUCGGCAGUGAAGGAGGAGGAGGUGAACUGAUUUAAAUCAGGUUACAUUUCCAUUAAUAGUAACUAAAUUAUGUUAUAAAGUGUGAGUAAUGGUGCAAUUAUGGAAAGUGUUUAUAUAUAAAAAUGGAUACGAAGUAAGAGUUUGUUAGGAUGUAUUAUAUAUUGUUGUUGACCGAGAAAAGGUUGUGGAAUAAUCAUAACGGUUAGGUUGA
This is a messenger RNA of Brassica oleracea var. oleracea, 872 nucleotides long. Its product is annotated as transcription factor HEC3. The record is from RefSeq and is a predicted model, not a curated record. Gene Ontology annotation, molecular function: protein dimerization activity; DNA-binding transcription factor activity. Bases 49 to 696 code for a protein of 215 amino acids. NCBI's taxonomy places the organism in Eukaryota, Viridiplantae, Streptophyta, Magnoliopsida, Brassicales, Brassicaceae. The transcript has a single exon. Gene Ontology annotation, biological process: regulation of DNA-templated transcription.